UGGAGGUUUGAUCAGAUAGGGCGAGAAAAUGUCGAAGGAUGACUCGCCAGGUAAACGAGAAAAUACCUGAUUUUAUUCAUGCGAAAAGUUAAAUUUAGACAUGAACUGCAUUUCUGAAGAAUGAUUUCUGUCAGGGAGCAGGAACGAAUUUGUGCUAAGUGUUCUAAAGGAAUAGAAAGCGAAUGUUACGUGCAAGCUUUGAAUUUUGAUUGGCAUCAAACCUGCUUCAGGUGCACAAAAUGUGAUAAAUGUUUGACUACUUGGUACUUUGAGAAAGAUGGAAAGUUAUACUGUAAAAAGGACUACUGGGACAUUUAUGGAGAGGCCUGCAAUAGAUGUGGUCUGGUGAUAACUGGUCCAGUAAUGGUGGCUGGUGAACAUCGUUACCACCCAGAGUGUUUCCAGUGUAUAAGUUGUCGUAGUUACAUUGGCGAUGGUGACGCAUAUGGUUUGGUAGAAAGAUCAAAGCUCUUCUGUGGGAGAUGUUACAAAAAGGCCAAGAAUAAUCAGGACUCUGACAGCCGUUUGAGUGAGAAUAAACAUUCUAUACAACUACUAGAUAUUCCAGCCACACCUGAUAAGAAGAGAGGACUAGAUUAUACCCUGGAAAAACGAUUGUCACAAUACAGUCAGACUGUUAGGGAAAGUCUACAGUUCAAUCCACAGCUUACUAUUACUGAUUUAGAUCUCAGUCCAGAGUUAGAUACACUCAGCGUUGGGGAUCGUAUAUUAGAAGUCAAUGGAAUAAGUGUCAAGGAAAAUUCUAUAGAAAUGAUUGACAAGCUGUUGAAGAACUCCAGUGAAUCACUACAGUUAACAGUAGAACAUGACCCUGUAAAGUCUCCUAGAUUGACUGACACACCUCCAUGUAGUCCUCGGUCUCCAGAGAGUCCAACACAGUCAGAAAAUGUUGUCAUAAUUAAUGGUGUCCCUGUCAAGAAGAGGCUCAAACCACAUCUAAGAAAUUUAAGUCCUACGAGAAGAAGAAGUAAAUCACCAUCUCCUUCACCUGCCAGUCGCCAAAAAAGUGUUGAUCUCACUCGCGCUCAUUCCUUCCGUUUACAGAACCUCAAUCAUCGUGUCUUCCGAGCAAGUGAUCUAAUUCAUCAAGAAGUUAUAGGUGCUGGAUUUUUUGGACAAGCCAUUAAAGUUGUUCACAAAGUUACUGGUGAAGUUAUGGUGCUAAAGGAAAUGAUUAAGUUUGACGAGGAAGCACAGAAAAGCUUUCUCAAAGAGGUAUCGGUGCUUAGAAGUCUGAAUCACCCUAACGUUUUACAGUUUAUGGGUGUGCUUUACAAAGAUAAGAAGCUAAAUUUAGUCACAGAAUAUGUGCCAUGUGGAACACUUAAAGAUCUCCUACACGACAUGAACAAGCCAUUGUCAUGGAUACAGAGAGUUAAAUUUGCCAAAGAUAUUGCUGCUGGAAUGAGUUAUUUGCAUUCAAAUGAUAUUAUCCAUAGAGAUUUGAACUCCCAGAAUUGCUUCGUUAAACAGAAUAUGACAGUGGUUGUGGCAGAUUUUGGUUUAGCAAGGGUUAUACCAGAUCCUUACUUCCGCCACUCAGAAAAACCAUCACCACCAAAACUCCAUGGAAAAAAGAGAUUUCAACGAAAGAAAAGAUACACAAUUGUUGGAAGUGCCUAUUGGAUGGCACCUGAAAUGUUAAAUGGACAGAAAUACGACGAGAAAGUCGAUCAAUUUUCUUAUGGUAUUGUUCUGUGUGAGGUAAUAGGACGAGUGUUUGCUGACCCAGAUUUGUUACCAAGGACUAUAGACUACGGUCUGAGUGUUGAUAUGUUUUAUAAGCAGUUCUGUGUAGAAACAUCUUGUCCUGACCCAUUCUACAAAAUAGCUGUAACCUGUUGUCAACUUGUUCCUGAAAAAAGGCCAUCAUUUGAAAAAAUAGAAGUUUUAACCGAUAGCUUACUCCUGCAUUUAGAACAUGGAGGACGCCUUCCACCUGAUCUCCAAGGUAACCCAGUGGAAUAUUACUACUCAAUUAGAGAUGGACAUAAAACUAUUAAUUCACCAGCAACAAAAAAUAGUAUCAAAGAAACGUGUUCAAAUGGAAAAAGUUCCGAUAAAGAGACUGCUGAUGAAAUAGAUAGUACAGAUAGUUGCAGUGUUGAUAACACAAAGGAUUCUGGGAAUGAUAGUGACUUGAAUAGUAGUAUUAUAAGGUCCUCAGAACUUAUAUCUGUCAAUAUUACAGACAUUUCAAAUUUAUCUGAAUACUCAGAAAAAUCAACACCUUCAGACAUUUCUAUAUUUGAAGAAGUACCUACUGAAAGACAUAAAGGUGUUAAAGAUACAAAAUUUGAAUGUGCAAGACUGAAUCUAUUUCAAGAUAGUGAUGCAUCUCAUUCUAAAAGAUAUGGUAAUGAUUUUACCCAACCAGAUGACGCAGAAAGAUAUGCUGAAGAUUUGAAGGAACUUAAACAUUCAAAACGACAAGCACAUGACUUUGAAGAAAUGGAUCACUCAAAUAGACAUGGGCAUGACUUAAAAGAGUCAGAUCAAACUAAAAGACAUGGAAAUAAGUUUCAAAGUGCUGAUUUGACCGAUAACCAAAGCUGUGAUAUUUCAAACAAUCUUCCAUUAAAUCAAUAUUCACCCGAUAUUAAAAUUGAAUUAUCUGAAUUUAAUGAAGUUCAAGAUUCUAGCAAAAAUAUAACAGUAGAAAUAGCUUCUGAAUGUGAUAGAGUUCAGGAUGUAAGUAUGGAAACAAGUGCAAGGGAUAAAUCUUUAAAUUCUCCCAACUAUAUACCUGUGAUAGAUAGUUCUGACAUUAGCAUAAAAAAGGACAUAUCCAUGGAGAGUUUGAACGAUUAUUUUGAUUCACAUGAAAAAUUUGAUGAAAAAGGAAAUUCUUCCAGUGCAGAUGUUUCAAUGACUGAUGAACAAUGCAAUCAGCUAGAUGUUAGUCGAUCUGGCGAACGACUACACAAAUUUAGGACAUGCUCACCGAAUAAUUCAUCAGCUUCAUCAUCAUCGUCAUCAUAUUAUUCAUUGUCAUCAUCUCCAGGUGCUUCGUUAACGUUUUCAUCAACAUGUCAAGUUGAUGAAAAAAUUGAUGAGAAUACUUGAUGUAUGAAUAUAUUUCAUGGAUUUGUUAAUUAUUUAUGCCUCUUUUGCUGACGCUAAUUGAAUAAUUUUUUUAAUUGUUGAAAUAUGAUGGGUUAAUGUUGGCCUUCCUGCCUGUUUUAUCCAAGUUAUAGUAUAAGACAACUCUACUCUUUUGACAGAAAAAAUUACAAAAGUCACAUAUAUAAUUGGCAUAUCACAAAAAAUUCUCUUAUUCUUCAAAUUCCUAAUUAAAUCUUGUAAGUCUACUUAUAAACUGUUAUGUACUAGUUAAAAGACAAUAAUGUUCCAUGUACAUGACAAAAAAUUAGAGUAAUUACAAUAGUUGUGUCCUCUCACAAUCUAACUGCAUGAUAAAAAUCUACACUUUUCAUACAGAUCACUCAGAAAACUUAUAAGUCAAUGUAAGUUAUUAUUCAUCUUUUUAAAAACACUGUAGUCAGUGUAGAUUAUACUGCUUGAUUUUGCAUUGCUAUGGCGUUUUUUUUUUUUUUUUAGAGUACUGAAGCUUUAAACUCUUACAUGUUUUCUGAAAUACAUCAUUUUGCACAUAUCUUUAGUGCUUCAAAAUUUAGGGCCAGGUUUGCACACAAAGCCAUGUUUAAGGAUCAAAAAUCUAUCUCAGCUUUUCUUUGUUUUUUUGUUUCUAUUAAUCAAGGUCAUGAUAUAUAUAUGAAAUAGAAAAAUGAUACAUUCAUAAUAAAGUAACCUUAUUUUGGGAUUGGAAAAGUUUUCCUAGAUAUACAUGAUAUAAACAGACUAUAAUGACCUGUAAUUGCUAACAUCAUUUGAACUUUAGUGGAUAGUUGUCUCAUUGGCAAUCAUACCACAUCUCCUUAUUUGUUUUAAGAUAAACAAAAAUUAUUAUGGUCUAUGGACAUGACAGGUUCAUUCACAUUAUUUUUACAGUGUAAGAUAGUUGACAAGUUUUGAAGUUUUGAUUUCAUUACUUACAGAAUUUUAAGAAUCUAUUUUCUACCUAACUUUGAUGGAGGUGAUUUGAUAGACUGACAUGACUUAGAGUUUUUCUCAAGUACUACAACAUGUACAUAUCCACUUUUAUACAAACACUGUCAUGGAUGAGGGUCUGGAUGGGGUUAACAGAAAAGAGAAUAUAUGGCAAACAAAAAUAAAGGAACCCCCCCCCCCCCCUCCCUCAUGGAUUAUCAUCAUGACACUUGUCUUUAAAUACAUUGUAUAAGAAAGCUGUAUGCUUUCAACGAUUCAAGCAAACAAUUUAGUAGAUCCUGUAAAAGUAUUAAAAGUUACAUAUUAAAAACAUUUUAUUGCCAAAUGAGUGUGGAGUUUUUUUUAAUUUUUCUAAGGCUGUAUAUUUGCUAUUCAUGAUCAAACUUGGGGUUUUUUUGUACGACUUUAUCAAACCACAUUUUGCUCAAUGUCCUUUUGAUGAUUUUAGUGUCUUUUUACAUUCUAUAAAAUAAUAUUUAUUAGAUUAAAUUCAUAUCUUAUGCAGUGUAGUUUUAUCCAUACGGAUUUUCACAUUCAAGUCCAGAAAUACAUGUAUCUAUGAAUGACUUGUAAAAUUGAUUAAAGGUGUGUGUUUUUGAGUUCGUAGUGGCUUAUCUUACUUGUACACUUAUACAUGUAAUCCUUUGAAAGAUAAGUGGAAAUCUAGAUAGAAGUCCUGUACUUUAAUCUGGCCUGGAACCAUCUUAUCUAUUAGACACUUGAUAUAUACAUGUACUCAUAUCUUUAUUAGUCAUGUUAGUAUGGACUAUAGCAUGUGAUGAGACUUAUUCUGUGUUUCUGUAAUAACACAAAACUACUUAUUGAUUUAACUUUAACAUUUGUAACUUGUUUGUCACAUGAAGAAUUAAUUUAAAAUGUUCAGUCACAAUAAGGUUUUUUGAAGUAAUAAUCAUGAAAAUUGAACAAUUGUUUCUAUAUACAAUGAAAAAAAUAAGAAGAAUCCCUUCAAUACUGAGAAAUAGCCAUGCAUAAAGGGACAAAACUUGCAAAAUAAUGCUGUUUUUUCUUGAGUUUCUGGAAGGUCUUCAGCAGUGAGCUAAAGUGGUCAAUUACAAAUACAACCCAUACCUAUAGCAUAUAAUACUCUUUGUUAUUUAUAGAAAGCACACCUUUGUUAUUUAAUGUACUAAAAUAUUCAUGGAAAUUAGCUAAGCCUCAUGUGGUCUUUUUUUAUAAUACGAUAGUAUGAAGUACUUUCCACUGGUUAUGGGACCAUUUUAUUUCAGAUUGAUAUUUUUUUUAAUUUUUAUUGUAUUCAAUUACUUUUUUUAAGUAAAUAACACAUUAUAUGUGUACAAGGCAAGUCUUUCAGUUACAUAAUUUUACAUUCAUAAUGAACAUGAUGAAUGAAGGAAAUAUUUGUUGAAUAAAACAGGAAAUUUUAUUGCAUAAAAUUUUCUCAUAUUUUUAAUACCCACCAAAUAAUUGUUAUAGCUAUGUUGUUAGAGAUGUAAACAAACUUAAUUGUUAAAAAUAGAUUGAAUUAUAUUUGUAUUUAUUAUGCAAAAGCUAUUGAAUUGUGAUUGCUUGUAUUUAUGAAUAAAUUUUGUUACUCCAUUAUAUUUUUCACACAGUUCAUGAUUAAACAUUUUAAAAAUCAAAUUUUUAAUUUUGUCAAUCUUUUUAAAGAAAUUUGUAUAUAUACCAUGUAUACAUUUGUUAAAUAAUGGUUAUAAAAUGUCUCAAAAGUUUGUUAGCAUAAUAUUUUUAUGAACUUGUUAAUGGUCAGGUUGCAAAAAAACAGUGUUCAGAUGCUGAGCUUUUUAUAUAUCAGAUUUGACUUUUAGGCAGGUUUGAGUCAAAUUAUUUGGAUGAGCAGUUUGAGUCUGAGAGAUGUUGUUACCUUUGAGUUCUGUGUCAAAUGUAAUUUCAUAAGGUUUGCAAAGCCAAAAUGAGGCAGGGAUACAGUUUGUCCUACAUAGGUGGUGUUUCCCUUUACAAAAAAAUCUAAAGUUGGAAACAAAGUUUAAAAUUGACUAUUUAGAGCUUACUGCUUAGUAGUUCAGAGUCAGUGUGUAGUUGUAAAAUGAACUAUAUAUAAGUUCUGAGUAAUAUCAUUCUCAAACCUUCUCAGCAGUAAUAUCUUACUGCAGAUCCAGUUUGAGUAGGAGAUGUUGCUGCUGCACAGUUCCAUGUCAGAUAUCAGAACUUAAUUUGAUUCAGAGGUUUUGAUGAGCAUAUUUAAAUCAGAGAUACAUGUAUUACUGCAUUGCAAUUCUGAGAAGAAAUUAAAAACUCAUUGCAAAUUAUUUAAGAUGGUAGUAUUCAAAAAGAAUUGAGGAAUCGUGAAAAACAUGAUGAAAAAACUGAAAAAAAGUUAUUAGGAUAUUUAUAUAAAAGAAUAAUAAUUGCAUUUGUUUUCAUUUUUUCUUUCGGUAACAAGAGCUAUGCUUGGCAUAGUAUGUAAUGUUAACUACCCUUAAAGAUAUAGUACCUUCAAUAACACAUAAUGUUGUACUAAACCACCAAAAAAAAGUUCAUGAGUUCACAGGAAUAAAAAAUGAUGGUUGUUGAUCUCUACCAAAGUACUGUUGCAAUGUCAUAUUAAUAUGGUUAAUUUAAAAGGUUUUAUACUGACCAUAUUUUGAAAACUUUAUAAAAUUCUUUACAAAUACUACAUUACUACUUAUUUAAUUCAAUAUAGAAAAACAUUGAUUAAAGGGACUAACACUUUUGCUUUGAGCCAGCCAUUGUUCUAUGAAUUGCUGGAAAUAUUAAUGAGACUUUUUUUUUAUUUAUUGUAGAUGUUUUAACAAUUUAAAAAAAAAAAACAACACUUUUCUGACUAAGGUUUGUGUCUUUUGACAUCUGAUGUUUAAACUUGUUUUUAUAUGAAAUCUCGUCCUAUCUAGGAAAAAGCUGUAUUGCCACGUUUUGGAAAUGAUUAUUUAAACAGAUUACUUAAGUUUGUAUAUCCUGCAUAAAGAAUAGGAAAUUAAGUACUUAAUACUUUCAUCUGAAGUACAUUUAAGGAAAUAAAAUCUAACGGAGUGUUUUAUGAGAAAUAAUUAUAUUUGAACCACUUUUUCUCAAAGGCUUUUGAAUAGAGAUAUGAAUAUAACAAAUGAAGAUGUUUAAAGUGUAAAAUCUGAGUUAAAAGAACUCUUUAAAAAGUAAAAUAUUGUGAUGAUGUUAGUGACUAGAGAUGUCUUCCUGUUGAUAAGGAUACAAUGUGAUCGCACACCCUGCCAUCUGUUUCCUGAUGACAAGGUCAAAAGGUCAUCAACAUUGUUAUGUGGCAGCCAACUUACUGAAAAAUGUUUUGAAAUAGGUUAAUUAAAGUAUUUAUAUUAAAUAAUAUAAAAUAAAGAAAAGCAGAAUGUUUUUUUCCUGAAGAUUUUUGUCUUAUAUUUUGCUUGCAACUGAAAAUGACACAAGUGAUAAACUACUUUCUUUCAAGAUUUCAGUUCUAUUUUGUUGUUUUUUUUUACGAUUCCUCAAUUCUUAUGAAUAAUACCAUUUUAAACAACUUGCAAUGAGUUUUUUAAUGUCUUUUCAGAAUUGCACCUUAUGAAAUACAUGUAUCUCAGGUUUUUAAACCAGAAUUGCCUAAAUCUCAGGUUAAACCAUGCUGUUUUCACCUGAGACAUAUUAUUUCCAACACCUAAUAAAUGCUUAAAUUUUUUAAAAUUUGCUGGAUAAAACCCCAAACUGACCUGGCCAUUGGCAAGACAAUUGGUUAACACUUGUUGGAGUUUGAGUGUAGAGGAUGAGAUUGCUUCAUGAUGUGAUUGGAUACUUCAUGUAAUUUUGGACAAUUGACCAAUUGGGUCAAACAAAUUUCCGUUAAGCUUGGAUAACUUUUAGAAGAAAAAAGAUCAAAUUUCAAAUGUAACUGAAUUUUAGUUCCUUCAGGUUAAUGUUUUUUUGGUAACAGUCAAACCAAAAUGUUAAAAUUUAAUUACUGCUAAUUAUUUAUUGACCUAAGUUAAUAAUUAUGAUCAAAACAAAUACUGAUAUAUUUCACUGGAUUGACAAGUUAAGUGGUAUAUAGUUCAAAAAGUUCAAGCAACAAGAUCAUUUAUAUCUUCCCUCCCAAAGUUUGAAGAGGGCUAAAAUGAAUUUUCUCUUUUUGAGAAGUUGCAUAAUGUUAUUGUACUUUAAAUGAUUUUUUGGAAAGUUAUUGUAACUUGAAAAAGUUGCAUAAUGCAUUUUGCACUUAUACUGAAUUUAAAAGUCACUGUACUUGGUUAAUCUUAUAAAAAAUCCUGUUCGUGUCUACAGCAAUAUAACUGUCCAAAUAUUAGGACAACCAUAUUUGGACAUACAAAUUUAUUAAGUUGGAAGCUAAGUAUCUGAAGUUAAUUCAUGUUAAAAAUCCAUUGAAAAUAAUAUUAGAUAGAUUUGAUAGUUUUAAGUAAGAAGAAAAACGA
Messenger RNA from Mytilus californianus (California mussel), 8447 nucleotides. RefSeq names its product LIM domain kinase 1-like. Gene Ontology annotation, biological process: protein phosphorylation; actin cytoskeleton organization. Bases 121 to 3087 code for a protein of 988 amino acids. NCBI's taxonomy places the organism in Eukaryota, Metazoa, Mollusca, Bivalvia, Mytilida, Mytilidae. Gene Ontology annotation, molecular function: ATP binding; protein binding; protein serine/threonine kinase activity. The record is from RefSeq and is a predicted model, not a curated record. Gene Ontology annotation, cellular component: nucleus; cytoplasm. The transcript has 13 exons.